AUGAGUUCCACUUUGGAUUAUCAUCGCAAAGCGUUAGGAAUCCGCCGGGAAUGUCUGAGUAACGAUGAUAUUCGGUUAGGUAUCAGCUAUAUCAACGUUGGUCUUGCUCUAAACAACAUAAAUCAGUUUGACGAAGCAUUGUCGUACUACCAACAGGCGCGUAUCGCUUGGAAUCAAUCAUUACCCUACAAUCAUGCUCUAAUAGCUGAUAGUAUACAUAGUAUUGCGACUAUAUAUUAUUGCAAACGACAGUAUGGAGAAGCUUUAGAGUAUUUCGAAGAAGCGUUGAAAUUGUAUAAGCGUCUUUCACCUGCCAAAGAAAAUGCAAUAUUGAAAAUAGAAAAUGCGAUUAAGGAUUUAAAAGCAACAGACUCGAUAACAGCAUGA
Didymodactylos carnosus is the source of this 387-nucleotide messenger RNA. NCBI's taxonomy places the organism in Eukaryota, Metazoa, Rotifera, Eurotatoria, Philodinida, Philodinidae. The record is from the annotation of a GenBank genome assembly.